Messenger RNA from Trichoderma citrinoviride, 1542 nucleotides. RefSeq lists its product as hypothetical. The record is from RefSeq and is a predicted model, not a curated record. The transcript has a single exon. The coding region runs from base 1 to 1542 and encodes 513 amino acids. NCBI's taxonomy places the organism in Eukaryota, Fungi, Ascomycota, Sordariomycetes, Hypocreales, Hypocreaceae. Gene Ontology annotation, biological process: proteolysis. Gene Ontology annotation, molecular function: metallocarboxypeptidase activity; zinc ion binding.
AUGCCCUCGCCGGCCAGCGGUCGCGGCAGCGUCUUCCCCAUCCUCACGAGGCUGCGCGACGCUGCCAUUGAGCUCGUCUUCGGCCGCCACCCCUCCAAGGCCGCCCCGACGGCGCCCAGCUUCUCGCCCUCGCGAUACGCCAACCAGCUGGUGCUGCGCUUCAACGUGACGACCGCCGACGAAGAGGCCGCGCUCGCCGAGGCCGCCGCCCAGCUCCUGCUCGACAUCUGGGCCUUUACGGACGAGUAUGUCGACAUCCGGCUGUCUGCCAGCCAAGUGGCGCCGCUGCGCAGCCUGCUGCCUCGGUCCCUCCACCACUCGCAAUCCAUCCUGAUCCCGAACCUGGCGACGACCAUGUACCGGACAAUGCCGUCUGCCGAGGACAGCGCCGUGGCUUCGGACAGGCUGACCUGGGCGCUGCUGGAGCAGCCGCGGUCCGUCGACAACCUCUUCUUCCAAGACUACCAGCCUCUUCCCGUCAUUGACCGCUGGAUGCGCCUGCUGGAGGCCAUGUUCCCGUCGUAUGUCAGAUACAUCACGAUAGGCAAGUCGUUUGAAGGGCGAGACAUACCCGCCCUCCGCGUCGGAGUGCCGGAGCUGGCCGACCCCAGCAAGCCGCGCAAGAUGAUUGUCGUCACCGGCGGCGUCCAUGCCCGCGAGUGGAUUUCAACCAGCACCGUCAACUAUGUGGCGUGGUCCUUCAUCACGUCGUUUGGAAACGAGCCCAUGAUUACCAAGUUUCUCAGCCAUUUCGACGUCGUCUUCAUUCCGGUAGUCAACCCCGAUGGCGUCGAAUACAGCUGGCAGGUCGACCGCCUGUGGCGCAAGAACCGGCAGCCAACCAAGAUGCAAUUCUGCCGCGGCAUGGACCUGGACCACGCCUUUAGCUUCGGCUGGGACCAUGCCGAGGCCUCGGGCGAGCCGUGCUCGGAGAGCUACGGCGGAGAGGCCCCCUUUCAGGCUUUCGAGGCCGGCGAGCUCGCCAAAUGGGCCAAGAACGAGACGCAACACAACGUCAAGUUCGUGGGCCUGCUGGAUCUCCACUCGUACUCGCAACAGGUCCUCUUUCCUUACUCAUACACGUGCGACGCGGAGCCGCCCAAUCUCGAAAACCUGGAGGAACUGGCGAUGGGAAUUGCAAAGGCGAUCCGCCUGUCCAACGGAGAGUCGUACUCGGUCACCUCUGCCUGCGAGGGCGCCGUGGCCGUCAAGGACUCUCCCGACCGCCAUCCCGUCUGGCCUCGCAUAGAAUCCGGCGGCGGGUCUGCCAUUGACUGGUUCUACCACGAGCUGGGCGCGCACUAUAGCUACCAGAUCAAGCUCCGAGACACGGGGAGCUACGGCUUCCUCCUGCCAAGGGAGUACAUUGUUCCGACGGGAGAAGAAAUGUUUGACGCCAUGAAGUAUUUUGGCGACUACCUGCUGGGGAACAAUGGCAUUGAGAAAUCGGUGACCGAACAGAUGGAGCAUGUGACGAGUGUGGAAUUCGACGACACGCAGGAGACGUUUUCGGAGCUGCGGCGACGCAGGUUGCGAAGGUAG